AUGGCGCAAAUAAAUGCUCUUAUCGGAAACUUCGGAAAGUAUCACAUAUGGCUUUGCAUUAUGAUUUUUUUAAGUAAAUUUUUUGUUGCUUUCCAUCAAAUGGCUAUAUUAUUUUUGGCUCCCCCAGUGCAAUACAUUUGUCCACACAAUGAAACAUGUUGUGACGUGCCUGUUUAUGAUAAGACCGAAUUUACCCGGACGAUUGUAACAGAAUGGAAUUUAAUAUGCCAUAAAUCGUGGCAAAAGGAUUUUACUCAAACUGUAUUUCAACUUGGAGUGCUAAUUGGGAGCCUUGUUUUUGGUCUUGCAUCGGACAGAUUCGGUAGAAGAAUAGCAUUGCUCGUUGCUAUUAUCCUUGAAAUUUUCACUGGAUUAAUAACUGCUAUUAUGCCUGAAUACUGGAGCUUCACCGUGCUGCGAAUGUUUUUGGGCACUGCUGUUGGCGGAGUGAUGGUAGUUUCAUUUGUUCUACUGAUGGAAUUCAUUGGCUGCGUACACAGAGAGACCCUAUCUAUUAUUUUUCACAUUCCAUUUAUUAUUGGACAUAUUGUAUUAGCUGUUUUUGGAUAUUAUAUAAGAGAUUAUGUACAUUUUCAAAUAAGCAUAUCUGCUGUUAGUUUAGCUCAGCUGUUUUACACAUGUGUGUUGCCUGAAUCGCCUAGAUGGCUUUUGUCAAGGAAUAAAACUUUCAAAGCCAUUAAAAUUAUGGAACACAUAGCUAAAAUAAACAAUCUUCCAAUACAUGAAAUUCGGCGAGAAAUUGAGACAUUUCAACUGGAUUCUGUAAUGAUUAGACGUCGAAAACAAACAGUUAUUGAUUUAUUACGCAAUUCUUAUUUAAGAAGAAAUUUAUUGAUCAUGUCAUUUUCGUGGUUUGUAUCAGGAUAUUGCUAUUACGGAGUCUCACAAUUUAUUAGUCGUUUGACAGGAAAUAUCUUUCUAAAUGUGGUGACAAACGGUGGCGGGUGUUUGUGUGGGUGUAUUUUAGCGAUUCCACUUAUUAAAUUCAUGGGUAGGAAGAUACUAAUUAUCAGUUUCAAUAUUGCAAGUAGUAUUUCUCUCAUAACCAUUGUCUUAAUUCCAGAAGAUAUUGGAACUUUAAUAGUUUCUUGUGUCGGUGAUUUAUUUAGUUUCAUGGCAUUCAUUGUUCUUUACUUGUAUUGUUCGGAAAUGUUUCCAACAGUUGUACGAAAUGCUGCCAUAGGUAUUUCGUCGAUGAUGGCGCGAUUUGGUUCCAUGAUAGCACCUUUUGUUGCUAACUUUCGUAUUUAUGGGAAGUGGUGUGCCCCUGUGGCAUUUGGAGUACCGCCAAUGAUCGCUGCUGUUUUGUGUAUAUUUCUGCCGGAGACAAAGGGUACUGAACUCUUAAUGUCUAUAGAAGAAAGCGGUACCAUGGAUCGUAACAAUUACACUCCUUCCCGGGGUCGGAGCACGGCUUCAGAAGAACAUAAUAAGGAAAGCAAUUUUUAA
Messenger RNA from Vanessa atalanta (red admiral), 1470 nucleotides. Its product is annotated as organic cation transporter protein-like. The transcript has 3 exons. The record is from RefSeq and is a predicted model, not a curated record. Gene Ontology annotation, molecular function: transmembrane transporter activity. Bases 1 to 1470 code for a protein of 489 amino acids. Gene Ontology annotation, biological process: transmembrane transport. Gene Ontology annotation, cellular component: membrane. NCBI's taxonomy places the organism in Eukaryota, Metazoa, Arthropoda, Insecta, Lepidoptera, Nymphalidae.